GAGAACAAAUAGUGUUUUAUAGAAAAAUAUUUAUUUGCAAAAGUUAUAAUGGCACCAAUCAACGAAGACCCUUAUGCACACGCAGCAAAGGGCCUUUUGAAACUAAAGAAUGAUCAAGGGGUUAGCAAGAAAAAAAAACAUAAAGAAGGCAAAAAGAAGAAACUAGUGGAAGUGUCAAAAAUUGUUGAGGAAGAAAAAUCUAAGACAACAGAUAUCAAACGAACAAAAGCUGAAAUAGCGUUUCAAAAGAUGCAGGAAAAGAUGCAAAAUGAAAGAAUAAAACAAAAGGCCUCCAUGACACAUAAACAAAGGGUAGAAGAAUUCAAUAGGCAUUUGGAUAGCUUAACGGAACACUUUGACAUACCGAAAGUCAGCUGGACAAAAUAAAUUCUUUAUAUACAUUUUAACUGUAUAAAACUUUAUUCGUACACAUUUAUUACAUAUCUUAAAUAUAAAUAAUUAAAAUUAAUAAUCGAUCUUAUAUAAGAUUGUACUUCAUUGCAAUGUUUGUAAAAAAA
Molecule: messenger RNA, 518 nt
Organism: Colletes gigas
Lineage: Eukaryota; Metazoa; Arthropoda; Insecta; Hymenoptera; Colletidae
Product: protein FAM32A
Exons: 3
Coding region: 49-387 (112 amino acids)
Cellular component (GO): nucleolus
Source: RefSeq, a predicted model, not a curated record